GCAGUCCCGACUGCGGCGUAUUACUAGUCUGUGCCCUGUGGUACAAAUUUGUCGUUCUCUAUGUGUACAAAACAAGUAUAGAGAAAAUUGUGAUUAACUUCGCAUAUUUUAAAAAUUAUUUUCUUUAAACAAUUUGAAUGCUAAAAGCCCACAUUUAUUAUUAACUAUGAAUAAUUAUACAGUAGCAUAAGUGCAAUCAUCAUAGUUUUAUUUGCUAUGUGAACAGUGUAUAUAGGUGUUAAUGUAAAAUAAAGCUUGUUUUAGUUGACCUACAAGUGUAGUUGGAUUCCUUUGCAUUUUAUGAAGUGAAUCACGGAGAUCUUCAAACAUCUGAUUUAUCACAUCCGGGUUGCCGGCAUUAUCGGUGACGCGAUAAACAAUACGAUUGUUAUGGAGUUUGCGUGAUACCAGUCGCCAUGUGGAAGUACGCUCUGCUGGUGAUGCUAGCCAGCGCUCAUGGGCUCCUCGAGGGACCCAAUGUGUGUACCAGACAGGAACAAUACGUGACAACUAUACGAGUGUCAGAACAACAACCAUACCAAGUGAAGGAAUACGCGUGGUGUCUCAACGUGCCACCAAGAUGUACGAAAUACAAAGUGAUGUUCCGCCAAGUGUAUAAAACCCAAACCCUGGUCAAACAUAGACCGGUAGAGGAAUGCUGUAAGGGCUAUGCGCCUGAUGUUCACGGGAAGCAGUGUGUGCCUGUGUGCGUGGACUCGUGUGUACACGGGAAGUGCGUCGCGCCUGACACAUGUCUGUGUGAGCAUGGAUACGGGGGUCCCGCUUGUGAUAUAUCCUGUCCAGAUGGCAAAUGGGGAAGACAUUGCCAGAACGAUUGUCGCUGUUUGAACGGCGGCACCUGUGAGCCCUUGACCGGCAAUUGCGCGUGCGCAAUGGGAUGGCGUGGGGACGCAUGUGAGAAGACCUGCGCACCGCCAACCUUUGGCGACAAUUGCCAACAGACUUGCCAAUGCAGGAAUAAUGCAUCGUGUGACCCGGCGAGUGGCGCUUGCAAAUGUUUGAAUAGAUUUGUUGGACCACUUUGCGAAGAGGAAUGCCCCAAAGAUGGCCCAUGCCCCGAGCGGUGUAAGUGCCAAAAUGGGGGCAGAUGUGACAUCCUGACGGGAGAAUGCGAGUGUCCUGCUGGAUGGACCGGCGAUGUUUGUGCCAACAGAUGCCCAACGGGAAGAUGGGGAGAGAAAUGCCAGAAAACCUGCAGUUGUGCUAAUGGAGCUGGAUGCCAUCAUGUCACGGGACAGUGCCAGUGUGAGGCCGGCUUUACGGGCGAUAAGUGCCUAGAAGCGUGUUCGCUCGGCACGUACGGCGUGGACUGUGCGGGCACGUGCACGUGUCAGCACGGGGGUGAAUGUUCGCCCCGGGACGGCUCGUGCACGUGCAAGCCCGGCUGGAGGGGCGACUGGUGCGAGAGGCGCGCCUGCCCUGACGGUCUUUGGGGCUCACGCUGCGACCACCAGUGCGAGUGCAACCCACACACCACUGAUAUGUGUGACCCGUGGACCGGUGCCUGCGAAUGCGCAGCCGGUUGGGACGGUGAAGCUUGUUCGAGACAAUGUCCGUUCUAUAUGUACGGCAAAGGAUGCCGCUCUAAUUGCAGAUGCGAGAAUGGCGCCCUCUGUUCGCCUAUUAAUGGCUCCUGUCUUUGUCCGCCUGGUUACCGUGGCGUGCACUGUGGCGAAGCCUGUCCAUACCCACUGUACGGCGACAACUGUGCGGACACUUGCCAGUGUAUGAACAACGCUACUUGUUCCCACGAAACGGGACAGUGUAACUGCCCACCCGGAUUUGAUGGACUGAAAUGUGAUAGACCGUGUGAUGGAAAAACCUUCGGUCUUGGUUGUCGUCAGCGCUGUGAAUGCGACAACGAUGCACCAUGUGAUCCUGUUACUGGUGAAUGUGUUUGCGGGCCGGGUUACGAAGGACCAAAAUGUUCGCGUCGCUGCCGUUCGGGUUUCUAUGGAGCGAAUUGCUCCCUCGAGUGUUCGUGCUCACCUCACUCGCGUGGAUGCCAUCACGUCACCGGACAGUGCAUAUGCGAGACUACUUGGCGAGGUCUCACUAGGAAGAUAAUUUUAGGUGUGAGUUGCGAAACCCAAUGCCCCGAAGGCCGAUUCGGGGACCAAUGCAACGAGCGAUGUUCGUGUGCCAACAAUUCCUCGUGUGACGCGUCAACCGGGAGAUGCGUGUGCGCAGCCGGUUGGCAAGGAGAUUCCUGUGACCAGCCCUGUCCGCCCGGACGUUAUGGCGUUGGUUGUGCCCAAUUGUGUCCUAUGCAACAGGAUGGCAACAUAACAUGCGAUCCCGUGACGGGCAAGUAUACGUGUCCCAGCGGGUUUACGGGCGUGGCGUGCGAGUAUCCGUGUCCGCUUGGAACGUACGGCCAAAACUGCGAACAGAAAUGUAUAUGCAAAAAUGGGGCAGACUGUCAUCACGCUACAGGUGAGUGCCAAUGCCUUCCCGGCUGGCAAGGGCCCACGUGUGCCCAGGCUUGUGGGGCUGGGGCGUGGGGCGCAGGCUGCACUCAGCCGUGUCGCUGCGCAAGAGGCGCUGCCUGCAGGCCCAACGAUGGCUUUUGCCGGUGCCCUCCUGGCUUUACUGGAGCCCUUUGUACGCAGUUCUGUCCCGAGGGUUAUUUCGGUGACCACUGUAUGGAGCCAUGCAAUUGCUCGUCUGAAGGCAACUGGGUGUGCGACCCCGUGCACGGGUGCAUCUGCCACCGAGGGUACAUUGGGGACAAUUGCGACAUACAGGCCAGUGACGCUAUCAAGAUUGAACAUAGUGAGGAAGGCUCAAACAGUGGUGCAAUUGCUGCGAUGGUGGUAGUGUCGCUGCUGUGCGUGGGUGGGAUUGCUUUAGUGCUGCUGUACUAUCGGAAACGGGUGAGGUUGCUCAAGAGAGAGAUCGCUCAUGUGCACUAUACAGCUGAUCCUAAUGUGCAGCCAGAACAACAGCACUUCGAUAACCCGGUGUAUUCGUAUAAUAACUCAACGCGUAGUGACGAUUCCACGACCUUACUCAACAAUACAAUCAUAAAUAACUUGGGGCCAGCGAAGCUGACCAACACCACCAUGGAGAAACUUCGUAUGACGGCUUCUGGGUCCAAUGGAACAUACGACACUAUGUCCCUCAAGAACAAAGACGCCGAUGCGACCAACCCCAACUUGUACCAUUGUAUAGAGGAUGACAAGUUGGACCACGUCUAUGAUGAGAUCAAGCAUAAAGAGGGUUAUGAGAGGGAAUACGACCACUUAAACUACACACCACCCUCGAACACCUUGAAGGCGCAUUACCAACGUAUGAACAACACUUUAACACCUCAACCAGCCCCUACCCCAAUUUUGCCCCCUAACCCCAAUGUCCAAAUACCACCAAUACCACCUCUACCCAAAGCGCAUAUAACCCCGAUUCCCCUGCGACGGGAAGAUGUCGAAGCCCCCCCUCCUCCAAAAAGGGAUGAUCAGUUCAGCGAUGACGAAGAAGCCACUAGUUAGAUGUGUUGUUAAACGGCGUUUUAACCAUCUUCAUAACUUGAGUUUUUUACCGGGAAUCAAACCCAAUGAAACAUACAGAAUUGUGUUUAUGUUGGCUAUUUGCCUAUUUCGAGUACAAAAUUGUCGAUGGUUUCGUCAAUUGUACGUGUAGCACCUAGAUGCGUACGUACUUUCGUACGUGGAACGUUUUCCAUACAUUUGGUAUAACAGAAAUAAUUCGUGGUCUGUCAAACACAUUUAAACUUCUGUCUAUUGUAAAAUAAACCUUAACACAAAACAAUAAUGACGACAUUACAUUGAUAACUCUAACUUUUAAGAAUCUUGUGUCAUCUAUUGUAUAUAUUUUCUCAAUUUGUUUAAUUAUCGCCUAUUAAUAAAAAUUAUUUUUAUGAAAUUUUUGACAUCGAUAUUUUGAUAACAUUUUUGUAAGUAGUGUUCAUAUCUAAGAUCUCGCGUAAUGUUACAUUAGUUAUAGGGUUCAAAAAUAUAUUCCCUUGUACUAAAGUGUACUUGCUCUUAACUAGUAUUUUCGUCUCCUUCUGCCGUAUUGUCUUUACGCUGCGCUGAAAAGAGACAGAUGGAUACUUGCUGUUUUAGUAUAAUUAAUGGGGAUAGAGUUUGAAAAAGUAUUUGACGAUGUCAGCAUAUUUUCAUUGGUCUAAAAAGAAUAACAAUUUUAUCAUGUGUUACUGAAUCUAACUCUAUU
Pieris napi is the source of this 4215-nucleotide messenger RNA. RefSeq names its product protein draper (gene drpr). Gene Ontology annotation, molecular function: scavenger receptor activity; protein binding. The record is from RefSeq and is a predicted model, not a curated record. Bases 417 to 3509 code for a protein of 1030 amino acids. NCBI's taxonomy places the organism in Eukaryota, Metazoa, Arthropoda, Insecta, Lepidoptera, Pieridae. The transcript is spliced from 20 exons.